CCGUGCGCGUGCAUCGCACAGUAAGAGACAGUGACAGAAUAAUGUGACAGACUGGCCGUCUCGUCUCCCCCUCCACACAAGCAAGAAGAUUGCCCAAUCGCCUCCUCGACGCCACAAGAGUUCUGCAACCAUGGCGCCACUCCGACUCGACACGGUGCUCAAGCUCAACGACGGCCGCACGAUCCCGCAGCUGGGUCUGGGGGUGUACCAGAGCCGCGGGCGGGCGUGCGUGGCCGGGUGCGCCGAGGCGCUGCGGCUCGGCUACCGGCACAUCGACACGGCGCAGCUGUACGCCAACGAGGCCGAGGUGGGCCAGGCGGUGCGCGACGAGGCCCACGCCAAGCGCGACGAGGCCCACGCCAAGCGCGACGACGUCUUUGUCACGACCAAGAUCUGGGACAGCAACCAUGGCUAUGACGCGGCGCUGCGCUCCCUCGACAAGAGCCUGGCCGCCUCGGGCCUCGCCUACUUUGACCUCGUCCUGAUCCACUCGCCCAACCCGGGCGCAGCGAAGCGGCUCGAGACGUACCGUGCCCUCGUCGACGCACGCAAGCGCGGCCUGACACGGUCCAUCGGCGUCAGCAACUACGGUCCUCACCACCUCGCCGAACUCGACACCCACUUCCCCCACGACCCGCCAGCAGUGAACCAGAUUGAGGCGUCGCCCUUUUUCCAACGGGCCGACAUCGUGGCUGCAUGCCGCAAGCGGAGCAUCGUCGUGCAGGCCUACAGCCCGCUGGGAAAAGGCGCCUUCACCUCGCUGCCCGCGCUCCAGCGCAUCGCCGACCGGCACGCCAAGACGCCCGCCCACGUGCUCAUCCGCUGGUCGCUCCAGCGCGGCUUCGUCUGCCUGCCCAAGUCUUCCAACGCAGACCGCAUCGCCGCCAACGCCGAUGUCUUCAGUUUUGAGCUCUCCGACGCCGACAUGGCCGAGCUUGACGCGAUGGAGACGGGCUCGGGCAUCACGUGGAACCCGACGCUGGUCGAGUAGCCGUCCCUGCCAGCUGCGAGGAAGGGCAGUCUUGGAUCGGGUGGCAGAGUGAUGUCAUUCACGGUGGUAGUGAUCUAGCAGCAGGGUGUCGGAAUGAUGUAUUUGAAAGAAUCUAGUGGCAGUGUGAUGGAGUGGUCUAGUUGGAGUG
This is a messenger RNA of Acaromyces ingoldii, 1139 nucleotides long. Its product is annotated as Aldo/keto reductase. Bases 131 to 991 code for a protein of 286 amino acids. NCBI's taxonomy places the organism in Eukaryota, Fungi, Basidiomycota, Exobasidiomycetes, Exobasidiales, Cryptobasidiaceae. The transcript is spliced from 2 exons. The record is from RefSeq and is a predicted model, not a curated record. Gene Ontology annotation, molecular function: oxidoreductase activity.